GUGGAUGGGGUCGCUUGUGUGUGAUGCGGGGGGUGAGGGCCACCGAACCUCUUUUCCUUGGCACUGGAGACAAAAAAACUGAUGUUUUCACACCGUUUCAGAGUCAGCAGCUGUUACGGGGUUUCUUGCCUCCCUUCCCUCAACCUCUGUAGCCUCUGGGUGAUAGGCAGGACCCAGCUGGCACCGCCAAGCUUUGGGGUGUCUCUGCACCCUUCUCUAUCCCCUGCGGGUGAUGAGGCAGGGCAGUGGGACAUGCCAUUUCCCCCUUGCCACUUUAUCGGUGAAAGGCAGCUGCUGGCUCCAUGCUGGGAGCUUAUCAGGAUGCGGGCUGUGGCACGCUGCCAGCGUUUUUUGCCAGUGUGUUUGUCCCUGUGUAUUGCCCCGGCUACUCCAAGCCUUGCUCUCUGCUGUUCUCCGGCGUUUCCACAGCUGCGGACGAUUGUCCACUACCAGGGGGGAUAGAGGUACCUGUGGUGCUGCCAGAGGGGCAGAUUCAGGGGACCCUGAACCAUGUCGGAGCCCGCUGGUCACCCCCCAGGCUGAGCCUGCCGGGGCUGUGCCUGGAUUAGCGGGCACUAAGCUCCUUCCCGCAGAUGCUCUGUCCUUUGGCGGCAGCGGGUGAGCGGCACUGCCACCAGGGAUGGGGACCUCCCUGUCCCCGUGAGCCGCCAGCACCGAGGAGCCUUGUGGACCCAGAUGCCACUUCUCCCCUGCGCAGAAGAGGCUUCGGUGGCUCGGGGCCGGGGUGCGGGGGGAGCUGGCGAUGGCCCUGGCGGGGGGCACCCUGCUCCCCGGCACCGGGGGGGCAUGGGGGUCACGGCACUUGCUGCAAUCUCCCCCUGAGGAGGACGGGGUGCUGUACGUGGACUACAAGCCCCCCGCCUUGGACAGCAUCCGCCUGCCCCGAUACGUCCUUUACCUGAUGAUGGCGGCCACCCUGGUGCUGGUGGUGGCAUACGCCAUUGUGGGGCAUCUCAUCAAGGACCUGGUGCACGACUUCGCCGACUGGGCGUUCGGGCCGAAGCCAGAGGAGGAGAAGGCGGUGAUGGCCGAGGGGACCGUGCCGGAGGUGGAGUGGCUGGAGGAGGACGGGGUGCUGGUAGAGGGGAAGCCAAAGGGUGAAGGCGCCGGCACCCUGCCCGGCAUGGAGAUCCCACUGGGGCUGCUCACCACCGCCCCGCGCAGCUCCAUCUCCUUCGCCGACUCCCACAAGAAGAGGUUUUUCUAGGGCCGGGGGACACCCCUGCCGCCACCGGGACCCUGCAGCCAUGCCUGGCCAUCGGGUCACAGCACGGCCACCGGCCACAGACUCGGGUGUGGGGGUGACGCUGCCCGGUCACACACGCUUAUCUUGGGGCUGCUAUCGCUGCCCCCCCCAAUAAAGCAGCCUGCCCCAGCCCCGCUCACUCGCCCCUUAGCCAGGCGUGGGCACGGGGAGGUGGCAGGGCUGGGACACCCCAAUGUUCACCUGGGGACAGCAGCAUCCCUCGGUGGAGCCGUGCUGGCCCCCGGGCAUGGGCACGUGGGGAGGGACACGCAUGUGGGAGCACAUGUGUUGAUGCGUGUGUGGGUAUGUAAAGGGGGGUGCAAACCCCUGACGUGGGGGCACAGCCCGGGCGUGGGCGCAGGGGGCACGGACAUGGGCGUGCACGGGCGUGCACAUGGAAACACGGACGCACACGCCUAUGGGGAGGCCUACGUCAGCACAACUGUGCGCAGGUGCAUGGGGAGGGAGGGACAGACAGACAGACGGCUGUAUGCUGAAGGUGAAUUUGCCCCCGCUGGCCACCUUGGUGCCCUAAUGCUGCCAGGCAGUGCCCC
Molecule: messenger RNA, 1821 nt
Organism: Haliaeetus leucocephalus (bald eagle)
Lineage: Eukaryota; Metazoa; Chordata; Aves; Accipitriformes; Accipitridae
Exons: 3
Coding region: 764-1228 (154 amino acids)
Source: RefSeq, a predicted model, not a curated record